AUUCGCAACGACUCAUGGGAUCACUAGCAUCAGAUCAGUGACUUUUGCAGCCAUGUCGGACGACAUCCAGAAGAAGCAAGGUUCCUCGAGCUCUACUGCAGCCAAGCCUCAUCUGACGCACACGGCCUCGGGUUCCCCUCUACCACCGACCAACGGGACAUCACAGCCUCAUACCUCCGUCGGCGGUACCACCACUUCGGACAAGGUCAAGGAGAAGGGCAAGGAGAAGGAGAAGGACAGUCUGGAGAAGCCUUCGAACGUGUUCAAAAACGAUGGAAGUUUCUUGGCGAGAUUCCAAAAGCCCAAGGAACCGUCAGCGGAGGACAAGAAGGCUGCCGCGGUAGCUCAGAAAAAGGCCUUUGAGGAUCGCUUUAGGAAACGUGGUAAACGACCUCUCCCUGUCGGUGAAGAUGACUCGAAAAACAAGAAACCGAAGACCGAACUUUCUGCGUACGAGAAAGAGGUAGCCAAGUAUGAAUCGAGGGUGUUGAAGGAUACCGGAUCGGGUGUGCGGGCGAUCAUGAAAUGAUCCGUCCUCUCCUAUCCCAGCCUCCGAAAAUUACGAUUUCACCGAACAUGGACGCGAGCAGGAAAACUGCAUCUCAUUGACGAUAUCGACCUCGUCACGCAGCGAUCCUAAUGGAGGAGCGGUGUAGGCUCGAAUGUUAUAGGUUAGCCUGAUAUAUGAAAUGUAUUGCCGUCGUUGACUCGCAAUCGAGACCAUCCGAUGGUCUGCUAUAU
This is a messenger RNA of Filobasidium floriforme, 741 nucleotides long. RefSeq lists its product as uncharacterized. Bases 53 to 529 code for a protein of 158 amino acids. The transcript is spliced from 5 exons. The record is from RefSeq and is a predicted model, not a curated record. Lineage: Eukaryota; Fungi; Basidiomycota; Tremellomycetes; Filobasidiales; Filobasidiaceae.